UCAGGACCUCAAAACGCCCACAACGCGACUGGUUGUUUGCAGUGUUUGCAGUGUUACAAAAUGAAAAACCUAUGAGCAACAAAGUCGCAGUCUCCUGAAUUGUAGCAGAUUUCAGCUUCAAAUAACAGUCACGAGCGAGGUCAGCACUUUAACUUAGACGGAACUGUCAAAGGUUAAAUUAAAUUGCCAUGGAUAAAACAGUCAGCCUGCCAAAUCAACCUGGAAACAGGACAGUCGUGACGCUGGUGGAAUCGAAUGACAAGCCGAAUGGGUUGGAACUUGUGAGCUCCUAUCAGACGAAUAGGCUGGGUGAUCCUAUGGACUUGGUGUCCCUGGCACAAGUAGUACAGAAGUCAGAUGAAUUCGUCCGAGCCAAUGCUUGUAACAGGCUGACUGUCAUUGCAGACCAAAUCCGGUACCUCCAGGAGCAAGCUCGUAAGGUUUUAGAGGAGGCCAAGAAAGAUGCUGAUCUCCACCACGCUGCCUGUAAUGUGGUGAAGAAACCUGGGAACAUGUAUUACCUUUAUCUGCGUGAAUCCGGACAACGUUACUUCUCCAUUGUGUCUCCUCAGGAAUGGGGAUCCAGCUGUCCACACAAGUUCCUUGGUGCCUAUAAACUACAGUACGAUAUGUCCUGGACUCCAAUAGAUGAUGUGGAAAAGAAGGAUGCCGAGAUUGCCAUCAUGGAUAAACUACUGAACCAGCAGACUGCGCUACCUCCCUGCACAGAGCCCAACUUCCAUGGCCUCUCCAAAUGAGAAUGACUUUUUUUUUUUUACCUCCCCAAGAGUCUUAAAAAAUGAACUUAAGUGAUGGUUAUACGUUGAGUAAUAGAUGUAACCUCCACUUUAACUAAAGUGAGUUGCAGAAAUGGGACUACAUUCUCUCCAUGAAAGCUGACAGGAAUUUGGCUUGAGUCCACAGUGUGCCUCCAGAUCACUUUCAGUUUGAUAUCACCGGUAAAAGCUCAAGCAGUAAUCUUAUAUGAGUAGCAUAACAAAAUCCUACAAAUAUAGAAUUAUCAAGUCUUUUUUGAGUUAUAUUUCAUAAAUCAACAUUUUAUAGACACGCUAUGCAGUGGUUUUUUUAAAUUGAUAAAAUGUUGUAAUGCUGUGUAUUAAGAGUAAUGCUUAAGGCACAAUAAAAAUACAAGUGUUUAUCAGUA
Clupea harengus (Atlantic herring) is the source of this 1165-nucleotide messenger RNA. It is a transcript of the gene c5h1orf50, whose product is annotated as chromosome 5 C1orf50 homolog. Lineage: Eukaryota; Metazoa; Chordata; Actinopteri; Clupeiformes; Clupeidae. The record is from RefSeq and is a predicted model, not a curated record.